Engraulis encrasicolus (European anchovy) is the source of this 1740-nucleotide messenger RNA. RefSeq names its product cholinergic receptor, muscarinic 1a (gene chrm1a). The record is from RefSeq and is a predicted model, not a curated record. Bases 1 to 1740 code for a protein of 579 amino acids. NCBI's taxonomy places the organism in Eukaryota, Metazoa, Chordata, Actinopteri, Clupeiformes, Engraulidae. Gene Ontology annotation, molecular function: G protein-coupled acetylcholine receptor activity; G protein-coupled serotonin receptor activity. The transcript has 3 exons. Gene Ontology annotation, cellular component: plasma membrane; synapse; dendrite. Gene Ontology annotation, biological process: G protein-coupled receptor signaling pathway, coupled to cyclic nucleotide second messenger; chemical synaptic transmission; adenylate cyclase-inhibiting G protein-coupled acetylcholine receptor signaling pathway.
AUGACUCUGCUCGAUGAGCACCACCAUCCAUCUUCAUCAUCCUCCUUAUUCUCAUCUUCAUCAUCAUCAUUCUCCUCAGCCUCCCUCUACAUGGGGUCGUUCUCCACCACAGCAACCUCUCCACCCCACCACCUCUACAACCACUCCACCCCCAGCAAUAGCAGCACACACAACCUGACCGGCGUAGGGCUCCCAUCUCCGCAUCAUGUGGUGUUCACCUGGGAGAUGGUGGUGAUCGUCCUGAUCACGGGGCCCCUGUCGGCCGUCACCAUCGUGGGGAACCUGCUGGUCAUCCUCUCCUUCCGGGUCAACUCCCACCUGCGCACGGUCAGCAACUACUUCCUGUUGAGCUUGGCCGUGGCCGACCUCAUCUUGGGCGCCGUGUCCAUGAACUUCUACACGACCUACAUUCUGAUUGGUCAAUGGACCCUGGGCAACCUGGCCUGCGACGUCUGGUUGGCCGUGGACUACGUGGCCAGCAACGCCUCCGUGAUGAACCUGCUGGCCAUCUGCUGCGACCGAUACCUGUCCGUCACGCGACCUUUGACCUACAGGGCGAAGAGGACCCCGCGGAGGGCCGCCAUCAUGAUCGGCCUGGCGUGGGGGGUGUCCUUUGCCAUCUGGGCGCCCCCGAUCCUGUUCUGGGAGGACAUGGUGGGCGAGAGGAAGGUGCCGGAGGGCGAGUGCUCGGUGCAGUUCUUCUACGUGCCGGUGAUCACGUUCGUGACGGCCAUUGCGGCAUUCUACCUGCCCGUCACCAUCAUGGCGGUGCUGUACUGGAGGGUGUACCGGGAGACGGAGCGGCGCUCGCAGCAGCUGGCGGGCCUGACUGGCACCAUGACCACUGCCACAGCGCUGGCCAUCACAUCACAGGCCUCAGGUCAACACUUCUCCCAGUGCAGCAGCAGUGAGGGCAGCAGCUCUGGUGGAGACGCUCAGCUCCAGUGCCCAGCAGCAGCCACCCAGGCAGAGCUGGACGAGCUCAGGGGUGGAAGAAGUGGAGGAAGAAGAAGGAGGGGGCCAGCAGGCUGCUGGAGCACGGUCCUCCACUGCCUCAAACGAGAGAGGGACACCAUGUCCUCCACCACCAUCUCCCCAACCCAGAGCCGCUACCUCCACCACCACCACGGCAGCAGGAGGAGCGACAGCCUGGACAGCAGCAACGAUGGAGGAGACCGCAACGAUGAUGGAGACUACCAGAGAAGCGUGCAGGAGGUUCCCUUGGUCCGCAUGGGCGACAGGAACAGUAACGUGGAUGGGUAUAAGGGGGGUCAUCAUACAACAACACCAGACCCCUCUCCCUCCAUGUGUGGACGCAUCAGCAGCAGCUUCAGCAACCCCUCGUCCCCGCCCGCCUCCUCUACCCGCCCUUACUCCACCAUCUCCCACCUGGCGGCCAGAACGUGCAGCGCCACCAAGACCUUGCGGAAGCUGCGCAGCUCCUCGCUGAUCCGCGAGCGCAAAGCGGCGCGGACGCUGAGCGCCAUCCUGCUGGCGUUCAUCGUCACCUGGACGCCGUACAACAUCAUGGUGCUGGUGUCCACCUUCUGCGACAGCUGCGUGCCGGAGCAGCUGUGGCAGCUGGGCUACUGGCUGUGCUACGUCAACAGCACCGUCAACCCCGUGUGCUACGCCCUGUGCAACCAGCACUUCCGCGUCACCUUCAAGGAGUUGCUGCUGUGCAGGUGGAGGGCCAGUCGGAGGAAGAGGAGGAGGUGGGUCAGGCCAGGAGUGGGAUGA